Messenger RNA from Myotis myotis, 1928 nucleotides. It is a transcript of the gene KCNK12, whose product is annotated as potassium two pore domain channel subfamily K member 12. Gene Ontology annotation, cellular component: membrane. The coding region runs from base 594 to 1886 and encodes 430 amino acids. The transcript has 2 exons. NCBI's taxonomy places the organism in Eukaryota, Metazoa, Chordata, Mammalia, Chiroptera, Vespertilionidae. Gene Ontology annotation, biological process: stabilization of membrane potential; potassium ion transmembrane transport. The record is from RefSeq and is a predicted model, not a curated record. Gene Ontology annotation, molecular function: potassium ion leak channel activity.
GGAGCUGGAAAGGGAGCGCUUCCCAGGACACAGCUCGGUGCUGAGGCUGAGAAGCCGACGCCGCUAGCUCAGGCCCGGGGGCGGGGGCUGGACUGCCCGCGCAGCCCGCGCCUGGGAGCUGCGGACCCGGGAACGCCUGAUGGGACGCCCCCAGGGGUUCUGUUCGCACCCUGCUGCCAAGUCCCAGUCCUAGGCGCCCGGGCGCACAGCCCGCCCCGCCGCAGCCCGCGGCCUGACUGGGGGGGAGUAUGCGGCCCCGGGCCCCGCGGCCACCGGCCACAGGGCGGCGGGGACCUAGCUGCAGAGUCCUGCGCCCGAGGGCGGCGGGCGAGGAACCGCGGGGGCCAGCGAGUCGUCGGGGCAAGAAGACGAGCGCCCCAGCCCGGGCUCCGGAAGGGCUGCGGGACCUGUGUGCGGCCUGAGCGCCGAGGAGGAGGCGGAGGCGCCCGCCGUCCAGGCUCUGGAGAGACUGUGAGGGGCUCCGCAGCAGCCCCGGACCCCCGGCCACCAUCCUCACGUUUCUGCUCCCACGGGGGGGAUGCCGCGGCCCGGGCCCCGAGCACCGCCCCGGCCCCGGGGCUGAGCUCCGGACCAUGUCCUCCCGCAGCCCCCGGCCCCCGCCCCGCCGCUGCCGCCGCCGCCUGCCGCGUCCCUCCUGCUGCUGCUGCUGUUGCCGCCGCUCGCACCUCAACGAGGACACGGGGCGCUUCGUGCUGCUGGCGGCGCUCAUCGGCCUCUACCUGGUGGCGGGCGCCACAGUCUUCUCGGCGCUGGAGAGCCCGGGCGAGGCGGAGGCGCGGGCGCGCUGGGGCGCCACCCUGCGCAACUUCAGCGCGGCGCACGGAGUGGCGGAGCCGGAGCUGCGCGCCUUCCUUCGGCACUACGAGGCCGCGCUGGCCGCCGGCGUCCGAGCCGACGCGCUGCGCCCGCGCUGGGACUUCCCCGGCGCUUUCUACUUCGUGGGCACCGUGGUAUCCACCAUAGGUUUCGGCAUGACCACCCCCGCCACGGUGGGUGGGAAGGCCUUCCUCAUCGCCUAUGGGCUGUUUGGCUGCGCUGGGACCAUCCUGUUCUUCAACCUCUUCCUGGAGCGCAUCAUCUCGCUGCUGGCCUUCAUCAUGCGCGCCUGCCGGGAGCACCAGCUGCGCCGCAGCGGCUUGCUGCCCGCCACCUUCGGCCGCGGCUCUGCGCUCUCGGAGGCCGACUGCUUGGCGGGCUGGAAGCCCUCGGUGUACCACGUGCUGCUGAUUCUGGGCCUGUUCGCCGUGCUGCUGUCCUGCUGCGCCUCGGCCAUGUACACCAGCGUGGAGGGCUGGGACUACGUGGACUCGCUCUACUUCUGCUUCGUCACCUUCAGCACCAUCGGCUUCGGGGACCUGGUGAGCAGCCAGCACGCCGCCUACCGGAACCAGGGGCUGUACCGCCUGGGGAACUUCCUCUUCAUCCUGCUCGGCGUGUGCUGCAUCUACUCGCUCUUCAAUGUCAUCUCCAUCCUCAUCAAGCAGGUGCUCAACUGGAUGCUGCGCAAGCUGAGCUGCCGCUGCUGCGCGCGCUGCUGCCCGGCGCCGGGCGCGCCCCUGGCCCGGCGCAACGCCAUCACCCCGGGCUCCCGGCUGCGCCGCCGCCUGACUGCGCUCGGCGUCGACCCCGGGACCUGCGACAGCGACGCCGAGGGCCGCCGCCUAUCGGGCGAGCUCAUCUCCAUGCGCGACCUCACCGCCUCCAACAAGGUAUCGCUGGCGCUGCUGCAGAAGCAGCUGUCGGAGACGGCCAACGGCUACCCGCGCAGCGUGUGCGUCAACACGCGCCAGAACGGCUUCUCGGGCGGCGUGGGCGCGCUGGGCAUCAUGAACAACCGCCUGGCCGAGACCAGCGCCUCCAGGUAGACCGCCCGCCCGCCCUCCCGCCCGUCCGCCCGUCUGCCCGCC